AUGGCGCUCUUCUAUGUGCAGGGAGUGCCAAUCGGCGCGGUGGCCAUCAUGCUCGCCCUUGUGGCAAGUAUGGGAGGCUUCAUCUUUGGUUACGACACAGGUCAGAUAUCCGACAUCCUUGUCAUGAAGGAUUUCAAGCUACGGUUCGCUACAUGUGGAAUCCCCGAUGACCCCUCCACUUGUUCCUUUACCAAUGUACGGUCAGGUCUGAUCGUCGGUCUGUUAUCCAUCGGUACCCUUUUCGGGGCUCUCUUCGGUGCACCGACUGCUGAUUACCUCGGCCGUCGAUAUGCCAUGGUCGUGGAGUGUGGCUUGUUCAUCAUCGGCGUCAUCAUCCAGAUCACUGCUACCAGCGUGUGGCAACAAUUUGCCGUGGGCCGCCUUGUCAGCGGUUUGGCUGUUGGAGCGCUGAGUGCCGCAGUUCCUAUGUACCAAGCCGAAACUGCUCCUCCGCAAAUUCGUGGAAGUCUGACGGCAACAUACCAGCUGUUCAUCACGUUUGGUAUACUCGUUGCGUGUUUGUGGAUUUAUUACUAUGUGCGGUCGUCGCCUCAUCAUUUCACAGAUUGCAUAUCUAUCGGUACCCGCUCUAUCGGCGGCGCAGGAUCUUGGCGGACUGUCGUGGGAAUUGGCAUCGUCUGGCCCUUCAUUCUAGCGAUUGGGAUUCUCUUCAUGCCUGAAAGUCCUCGGUGGCUUGCAAAACACGGACGUCUCGAAGAGGCUGGAACCUCUAUUGCGAGGACCCGGGGAGUCCCGCCUUCAGAAGUCAAGACAGAUCCAGUCGUCGUACGGGAACUUGAAGAAAUUCGGAGUAAUGUGGAGUACGAAAUGACUUUUACGGGAGGUUGGCUAGAUUGUUUCAAGCCUGGCAACAAGAUCUUGUAUCGAACCCUCCUCGGUAUGACACUACAAAGCUUCCAACAGCUAACUGGGGCCAAUUACUUCUUCUAUUAUGGAGCGACUAUUUUCUCGUCAGUCGGUAUUCAAGAUUCUUACGUUACUCAAAUUAUUCUUGGUGCUGUCAACUUUGUAUGCACAUUUGGAGGCAUAUAUGUAAUGGAGAAAUUCGGACGACGUGUGCCUCUUAUUAUAGGAGGUAUUUGGCAGGCCGCAUGGUUGUUCAUCUUCGGGGCAGCUGGUACUGCAAAAGUACCUGCAGAUAACCCAGGAAUUGGAAAGCUCAUGAUUGUCUCUGCAUGCAUGUUUAUUCUUGGAUAUGCGAUGACAUGGGCCCCGGGCGUCUGGAUAUUGAUCGGAGAGACGUUCCCUACGAGGACUCGAGCUAAACAGGGUGCACUGGCGACUGCUUCGAAUUGGCUAUGGAAUUUCCUCCUGGCCUUCUUCACGCCUUUCAUCGUCAGUGCUAUCGAAUUCCGGUAUGGUUUCGUGUUUGCCUCGUGCAAUCUCACCGGAGCUGUGAUCGUUUAUUUCUUCUUGUACGAGUCUUCUGAGCUAUCCUUGGAAAACGUUGACCAGAUGUACAACGACCCUGAUUGCAAGCCAUGGACUUCUCGUCAGUGGGCACCUCCUGAGUACAAGGAUCGCCGUGACCUUGUUGAGCAAGUGCGGGCAGCUGAAAGUCGCAAGGAUGCCACAGUGGAACACAAGGAAAGUGCGACAUCUAGCACUGACCAUGCUACGGAAAAGGUUUAA
This is a messenger RNA of Guyanagaster necrorhizus, 1653 nucleotides long. Its product is annotated as general substrate transporter. NCBI's taxonomy places the organism in Eukaryota, Fungi, Basidiomycota, Agaricomycetes, Agaricales, Physalacriaceae. The record is from RefSeq and is a predicted model, not a curated record. Gene Ontology annotation, biological process: transmembrane transport; carbohydrate transport. The coding region runs from base 1 to 1653 and encodes 550 amino acids. Gene Ontology annotation, cellular component: plasma membrane. The transcript is spliced from 11 exons. Gene Ontology annotation, molecular function: carbohydrate:proton symporter activity.